This is a messenger RNA of Carcharodon carcharias (great white shark), 3302 nucleotides long. RefSeq names its product raftlin-like. Bases 728 to 2929 code for a protein of 733 amino acids. The transcript is spliced from 12 exons. The record is from RefSeq and is a predicted model, not a curated record. Lineage: Eukaryota; Metazoa; Chordata; Chondrichthyes; Lamniformes; Lamnidae.
UCACACACACACAGCUCAGCUGGUUUAGGCGUGUGAUGCAUUUUUGCCUGGCAUUCUGCCUUUGCCUCAUACCCAGGUCACUUAUUUCAAUGAUUUUUGCAAGACUGUAGCUGGUAUUUUUGUGACGUUUUCUUGCAGUUGUGAUUUAACCAGUGAAGCAGGAGGGGAAAUGAAAGAAAAACACCAAGCUGGUACAGGAUGUGGUUUUACUGAACACGCAGCAAUGAAGAUUAAAAUUUUUGAUGCAUGACGUUUUCAACAGCAAAAGGAAGUCAGCGGAUAAAUUUAGACCCAAAAACUACAAUUGUAAGAUUUGUAAAAGGAUCAGACAGUUUUACGUAUGGCUCGGCUUGCCUCUAUAUUUCUCGGAGUUGCUUGUGCUUUGUUGCACUCAGCCUUUUCGAGUUAGUUCUUGCUCGUAAAGCUGAUCCAAGUUUCCUUCAGGGUCAGUAACUUCCUUUCCUGAGAUGAGAGUAUCUUUAAUUGUGGCCGUAUUUUGAUUGCCCUCAAUUCUUGAACAGACUGCUGAUUUCUUUGAAAUAAUUCUUGGCAAGCUUUUCUCAGAUGAAAACCUGCGAGAAGAGGAUUGGGAAGCUGAGGAGGCCUUUGAGAUGUUUCUGGCCAAACGAUUCUCCAAUUAUAAGGUGUUGCAUUCUAUCCUGGUUUGAGUCAACUGUUCAGCACUAACUGCUGCUUCACAACAGUCAAAAAAGCAGCAUCUGUCAAAAUGGGUUGUGGCCUACCAAAGCUGGAAAAGCCUGAUGAAAACAGUCCAGGCAAAAUCUACUCAACACUUAAGCGACCACAAGUAGAAACUAAAGUGGGAAUAGCUUAUCAGUAUAAACUCCUGGAUUUCACCACAGCAGAGACUGAAAUAACAAACUCGUCUGCAGUUAAGCUCUCCUCCUUACAUGAUCUUCCCACUCAGCUACAUGAACUCUACCAGAAGGGCUUUGUUCUGGCUGGAUUUCACUCCUUCAUACAGUCAAUUGAUGUGGAGAAAACUCCAGAAGAGAAAAUGUUCAGGGCCAUUCUGAUCAAACCAGCAGUGAGCUCUGAAGAGAAUAAUGCCAAGACUGAGCCAUGCAGCCUUGAAGUAGAAUUGAGUUUGCUGUCCAACCAACUUCCUAAAUCAAAAGGGCUAGCAGAUGUUCUUCAAAAAGUACAAGAAGGAUCAAGAAAAGGCUUACGGUUUGUUGGACUUGUGCAGCGCCAAACUUCUCCAGCAGAUUCCACAGAAAGACAUGAAGAGGUCUCAGCAGUUAACAGUCCUUUGUGUCAAAACAACUCAGUGAAAGAGGGAAGGAAUGCUGAUCUGAAUGUACAAAAUAAUACGGAUAGAGAUAAACUGGCACAAAAUCAGGAAACAGAGGCUACGGAGGGGGAGGCAAAACAAAAAAUAAGUCAAGGGGAGGAACCCCAAUCCGAAGGACAAGCUAGUCAAGGUCAAGCAAAAGAUGAAGAGCAAAUCAAUAGCCAACCCAUAGCAGAAUUAACAAGACAGGAAUAUCAAAAUGAUGAAAGAGGGAUACAAAAUAAGAACACAGCUCAUUGUGAGACAGAAGGCAAAGUUACUGAUAAACAAGGAGUUUCAUCACAAGCAGAAACAUUUAAAACCAAAGCAGCAGACAGACUGCAAACUGAGAGGCCAGCUGGGGAGGAGCAGUCUCUCACAGCAACAGACAAACACAAUGAGGUGAAACAAAUAACAGAAAGCCAUGAAGCAGCUGAAAUGACGACUGUGUUAGAGGCUAAUGACACCAAACAGGGAGGACAUUUGGGACAAGGAAAAUCCGAAGAGAAUGGGAGGAAGAAUGGAGUGGAAAAUGAAGUGUUUCUCCUUUUCAAUAAAUCACAAGCAAACCAGAAAUCUUACAAGUAUUAUACAACCACAAUUCCACUGAAGAUCUGUAAAAAGGGACAGGAUAUUAACAGUAUAGAAGCAAACUGGCUAGAGCACAUGACGCAGCACUUCACAAAGGGAGCCCUGUUGGUGGAUGCUUUGAUUUGUCUGGGAACACCGACCGAUUCCGUACCAAAAUCAGUGGAUGGGCUCUUUAUCUUUGAAGGAAUUUCUGAGGACAAGUGUGAAAGCUAUGAUGCCAUAGUUGUGGAGCAGUGGACAGUGAUUAAUGGUGUUGAGGUGAAAGCUGACUAUGUUCCCUUGCUGAAUUCUCUGGCUGCAUAUGGCUGGCAGUUAACCUGUGUGCUUCCUACUCCUAUAGUAAAGAGGGACAGUGAAGGGAAUCUUGCUACUAAACAGAUUGUUUUCCUUCAGAGACCCUCAUUACCCCACAAAGAAAAGAAGAAAGAAUCAAAGAAAAGAUCAACAAAAGAUGACAAGCCAAGCAAGCAAGACAAAAAUUGCUUAAAAGAUAAAAAUGGCAAAGUGACUGUUCAAGUGAAGAACUCUGCAGGAGAUUCCAAUGAAAAAGAAAAACAGGAACAAAAUGUUGCAAAGAAUGGUGACAAAGAAAAUGCUGAAAAGGGAAUAUCCUUGAAAACAGAGGGAAAUGGAAAGGAAAGUGAGCCUGCAGCUGAAGCAGUACAAGACUACAUUUGUGUAACAAAUGCUGAAAUCGAGAAAUGUGCGGAAGUGGGUGGGAGUGCUGGGGGUAACACUGUUCCAGAAAAUAUAAUCAAUGAGGCCAGUGGCAACAAUGAUAUUUGUGAAAAAGAGAAUGGGCAAGAUGAACAGGAAGAGUGUGACAAUAAAUGUCAAAAUGGCACAAUUAGCAAAAGUGAGGAAGAGGCCAGCCAAACAAAAAUAGUUGCUCCAGCAAACGAGGAGUGUGUUGUCACCAGUCAGCAGCUUGACAGCGUGCCAGCUGCUGAGAUGGUAGCCGAGGCCUCGAGGGAGACAGGUGUGUCCAUCACAGAAAUGACUGAGAGUGUACCUGAGGAAAGGGAAGGAGUCAUCGCUGUAUAAGGUAGUGAUGGUAGAGUCACUGAAUAAAGCAGAAUUCCUGUUUGAUAUAAUUAUCUGUUUUGUCCUGUGGAGUACUCUUGCUGGCCAGGUUUUAAUAUACUUUUUAAUGUCAAUAUUGUGUCACACAUAGUGCAUGAACUCACAAUUACAAACUUUGCUUCCUGUGCAAUAGAACCAAAUACAAACAUUGUAGGCUGGCAAUUUUUUUGUUUAUUUGUGAUACUACAGUUGAUGGUAUGACUUGCUAACAGAAAAAUUACUAAUAUGUAGAAAUAUGCUGGUGAUAAAAUACUUUUUGUGUUGUUUCAGGUGAAAUGGUAACCUUCUCAGAAUUAAUGUAAUAUCAAAUACAACAUUUUUAUACAAAAAUAAA